Apis mellifera (honey bee) is the source of this 4160-nucleotide messenger RNA. It is a transcript of the gene bel, whose product is annotated as ATP-dependent RNA helicase bel. The coding region runs from base 406 to 2511 and encodes 701 amino acids. Gene Ontology annotation, biological process: cell differentiation; gamete generation. Gene Ontology annotation, molecular function: RNA binding; RNA helicase activity; ATP binding. The transcript has 8 exons. Lineage: Eukaryota; Metazoa; Arthropoda; Insecta; Hymenoptera; Apidae. Gene Ontology annotation, cellular component: P granule; nucleus. The record is from RefSeq and is a predicted model, not a curated record.
CUUUAAUACGUGAGAAUAAUAAGAAUAGUAAACAAUUAGAAAAUUAAAAAGCAGAGUAUGUUCUCUUAGUUUUCUCGAUAUCCGGCGGAUAUAAGUCGUCAGCCAUCUUGCUAGCAAUAUUUCGGCGCUCGGCCAUUUUUGUUGCGUCGACGUCAAGUGUGGCCAGAGGCCUUUCAUCGUAGCCAGUCUUCGAAUUUCCUUUGUAUCGAAUUAUCGACAGAUAAAAACUGUAAUUCUAACUACUUGGCUUAGUCGACAAGUUUCGUUUGUAGCUCAGGAAGAAACGAAAGGAGAGGAAAAAGGAUUGAACAAUUGAAAUUUUUUGCUUAGUGAUUGUCUAGGCGAAUAAUAGUUAAAGAGCUUCUGCGGCAGAGCCACGAAAAAUACGCACCGAGGCGGAGUAAUAUGAGUAAUGCAGCCAACCAGAAUGGAUCAGGUCUAGAGCAGCAGUUAGCUGGUCUGGACUUGCAGGGCUCCCGCCAACCAAGUGGGGGUCGCUACGUACCACCGCAUUUACGAAAUAAAUCUGGAAGUAACGCGCCUUCUGGCGGAGAUCAUCAUUUUUCUUCCAACUCAAGACCAUAUUCUGAUAGAGAUAGAGGAAGGGAUCGUGAUCGCGAAAGGGAAAGGGAAAGAGAUCGUGAUAGAGGAAGAGGUGGUUCAGGUUAUAGAGAUACGCGCUCUCGUGAUGUCGAUUUUGGAAAUUUCGGAAAUUUCGGUGGGCGCACUAGACGUAGUGCCAAUCAAGAAAAUGGAAGAGAUUAUAGAUAUUCCAAUUCAGACCGUGAGCGAGAUCGAGAUCGCACGGUUAACUCUGGAAAUGAUCGUUGGCAAGAACCUAGAAACGAUCGCUGGCCAGACAACAGAAACGAUCAUAGAAUGGGGGGCGGUCGAUGGAAGGACGACAGAGAAGGAGGUAGGACGAAUUCUGAAAUCGACUGGACAAUACCCACUUCCAGAGAUGAGCGAUUGGAGGUGGAAUUAUUUGGUACUGGAAAUACUGGCAUUAAUUUUAGUAAAUAUGAGGAUAUCCCAGUUGAGGCUACCGGGGAUAACAUACCUCCACACAUCACAUCUUUUGACGAAGUUAAGCUGACGGAGAUAAUAAAGAAUAGUAUUAGUUUGGCUGGUUAUGAUAAACCCACACCAGUACAGAAGUAUGCGAUACCGAUUAUUAUCGGACGCCGUGAUGUUAUGGCCUGUGCCCAAACAGGGUCUGGUAAAACAGCGGCCUUUUUAGUGCCAAUAUUAAAUCAGAUUUAUGAAAGCGGGCCACGUCCACCACCAAUUAAUUCUUCUGGAAAGCGCAAACAUUUCCCUCUUGGUCUAGUAUUAGCACCUACAAGAGAGCUUGCUACGCAAAUAUAUGACGAAGCACGGAAAUUUGCAUACAGAUCACGUAUGCGUCCUGCUGUUGUCUACGGUGGUUCGAACAUCGUAGAUCAAAUGCGAGAAUUGGAUCGUGGAUGUCAUUUACUUGUUGCAACACCUGGUCGCCUUGUAGAUAUGUUAGGUCGUGGUAAAAUCGGAUUACAUAAUUGUCGAUAUUUAGUAUUGGACGAAGCUGAUCGUAUGUUGGAUAUGGGUUUCGAGCCACAAAUAAGACGUAUAGUUCAGGAGGAUACAAUGCCUCCCACGGGAGAAAGACAAACGCUCAUGUUUUCAGCUACAUUUCCAAAAGAAAUUCAAAUGCUGGCAAGAGAUUUUCUUAGUAACUAUAUCUUUUUAGCUGUAGGCCGUGUUGGUUCUACGUCUGAAAAUAUUACUCAGAAAAUUGUAUGGGUGGAGGAACAUGAUAAGCGUUCUUAUUUGCUUGAUCUUCUUCAAGCUAGCAAUUUUUCAGAUCCUUCUGCCGAAUCAUUGACUCUAGUAUUCGUGGAAACAAAGAAAGGUGCGGAUAUGUUAGAAGAAUAUUUACAUCAAAUGGGAUAUCCGGUCACUAGCAUCCAUGGUGAUCGAACACAGCGUGAACGAGAAGAUGCUUUACGUCGUUUUCGAGCUGGUAAAGCGCCAAUACUUGUUGCUACUGCUGUUGCUGCCCGUGGACUUGAUAUUCCACAUGUUAAACAUGUGAUAAAUUUCGAUUUACCCGGAGAUGUAGAAGAAUAUGUUCAUCGGAUCGGUCGUACAGGUCGUAUGGGAAAUUUAGGUUUAGCAACAUCAUUUUUCAACAAUAAGAAUAUUAACUUAGUACGUGACUUGGUAUCUCUCUUAGUUGAAGCUAAUCAAGAACUUCCACCUUGGUUAGACGAUAUGUUUAGUGAAGCAAGAUAUUCCGGAGGUGGAUCUCGUCGUGCCGGAAGUACUAAAGGCCGAUUUAGCGGUGGAUUUGGUGCUAGAGAUUAUCGUCAGCAACCUAGCUCCGGGUCUGCUCGCAAUAAUGGUUCCUCCAAUAGGCCUGGUAGUUAUGGAGGAAGUUACGGAAAUUAUGGAGGUAACUAUAACAAUUCAUCGUAUAAUAAUUCUGCUAACAACGUCAACAGUAAUGAUCCUGAUUGGUGGGACAAGUAAAUCAUUAUAUCACCAUCUCUAUUUUCACUCUUUUAUCAUUAUUACUACUGUACACGUAAAUUCAAAUAUAUGUAAGAAAGACACGUACGACAUACAUACAUCGGAUACAACACGCACGUAUUUGCGCGUGUAUAUUACGUAUACACCAAAAAAAAAAAAAAAAAAAAAAAAAAGACAGUAUCACGUAUAUAAUUACAAAUCACGUUCGCUGACUGCCUGUGCACUACACAAUUUUCAAACUAAAAAGGAAAAAAAAAUAAUUGUGUUUAUUCAAUUCCAUAAAAAUAAAUAAUACUUUUAUUCGCGUGCGACGAAACGCUAUAUCGACAAAUCCGAAUAUAUAAUCUCAGCAUUAAGAAGAGAAAACUGUAAAGGAAAAUCAUCGUAUAUUAAUAUUAAAAAAAAGAAACAAGAAAAAAUGAUCUCAUUUUUAAGAGAUAUCAGAGUUAUUAUAGGAUUUGUCAAAUGACUUAGAGAGAGAGAGAGAGAGAGCGAGCGAGAGAGCGAGAACGAGAGAGAGAGAGAGAGAAAUAAAUAUAGGAUCCAUCCAAGGUUUCGUUGCCGUGCGUGUUGAAGAACACAAAUAGUAUAAUCAUUAAUGAAUCAAAUCGAGCAGUCGUUCAUGUUCUAGUUAGGGCAUAACGAUGAUGUGACACGUAGUAAGUGAAGAAAAACUUAGUGAAAUUUUUUAGAACUCCUGUCGAGAUUAUGGGGCUCAUUGUAUGGCUUCAUUAAUUAAAAUUUUUGAAGGACGUGGUGGGCGUAUCUUCGAGAGAAUCGUGGCGUCUAGAGAUUCGUGUAAUUAAUAGAGCUUUAAAUGCACAAGUGCUUUAUUAUUCUCGCCUGAAUGGUGGCCAGUAUCUUGUGUAAUUUAAUUUAAACCAGUGGCGCUAUUUUUUUUUCCUUUCUUUUCUUAUGCAUAUAUGUAUAUGUAUAUGUAUAUAUUUAUAUACGUUUAUAUGUAAUUAUAUAUAUAUAUACAUGUAUAUAUAUUUUUUUUUACUAGGCGUCCACGAUACGCCAUACCGCCAUCGCCAUAGAUUUCGUCAAAACGAUUCCUGUUUUUAAAUUUAAAACUAUAAUCCAGCGACGAAUGGUACUUUGUUGUUUUGCCGUCCCCAGACACAAACGACGUUGCGCCGGCAAUAUCAUGGUUUAAUCGACUGAAUCGCGUUAAGCGUCGAGUAAGUCGAUGAGCUUUGAUGAGUUGAUGUGAGAAGGAAACAGGCUGCGUCUUAAGAUACUUUUAGAAAUCUCGUUUAUAUUUCUGUCACGUCCUGUUAAUAAUAUAUUAAGUAAGUUUAGAAAGUUUCUGAUGCUGUAAACUUGUUGCUUCUCUUGUAACUCUCUUAAUUCGAGGAGUUAUUUUAUUUUAAAAAAAAAAAAAAGAAAAAAAAAAGAAAAAAAAAAAGUUCGGUAUUCAUUGUAUUUAGAGUAGGCUGGAAAAAAGCUCAAUUUUUUCAGCAAAUAUCAGGUAUAUGUGUAUUUUGGGUACCUGAAUUUUUAACGUACUCUAAUUAAAAAAUUUCUAAACGUAACAAAGACGUUGUCCUGUAUAAAAUUGAAGAUACGGUGUGUUAUUAAAGAAAAAAAAAAAAAGAAAAAUCUUAGAUCGCAGAUACUGAAUGCGAGUGCUCUAGAACGAGAAA